This is a messenger RNA of Chelmon rostratus (copperband butterflyfish), 2482 nucleotides long. RefSeq names its product ethanolamine-phosphate phospho-lyase (gene etnppl). The coding region runs from base 41 to 1516 and encodes 491 amino acids. Gene Ontology annotation, molecular function: transaminase activity; ethanolamine-phosphate phospho-lyase activity; pyridoxal phosphate binding. The transcript has 13 exons. The record is from RefSeq and is a predicted model, not a curated record. NCBI's taxonomy places the organism in Eukaryota, Metazoa, Chordata, Actinopteri, Chaetodontiformes, Chaetodontidae. Gene Ontology annotation, cellular component: mitochondrion.
UGAGCCGGGAGCAAAGUGACGCCAGCUGCACAACAUCAGGAUGUCAGGGGAAUUAUUUGAGAAACAGAAGACGAUAGACCUGAGGAAGAAGCACGUUGGGCCGUCCUGUAAGAUUUUCUUCAGCCAUGACCCCAUCAAGAUCGUGCGAGCCAAAGGCCAGUACAUGUAUGAUGAGAAAGGGCAGCGCUACCUGGACUGCAUCAACAACGUGGCUCACGUGGGCCACUGUCACCCGGAGGUGGUGAAGGCGGGGGCUCAGCAGAUGGAGCUGCUCAACACCAACUCACGUUUCUUGCACGACAACCUCGUACUGUAUGCCCAGAGGCUGCAGGCCACGCUACCCAGCAAGCUGUCUGUGUGCUACUUUGUCAACUCUGGCUCCGAAGCCAACGACCUGGCGCUCCGUCUGGCACGGCAGUACACGGGCCACAAAGACAUCAUCACGUUGGAGAACGCGUACCACGGCCAUGUCUCAUCGCUCAUUGACAUCAGCCCGUAUAAGUUCCACCAGCUGUCAGAUGCUGAGCAGAACCAAUUUGUCCAUGUGGCUCCAAGCCCGGAUGUGUACAGAGGCAAAUACAGAGCGGACCACCCAGACCCUGCCACAGCGUAUGCAGACGAAGUCAAAGAUAUAAUACACAGAGUCCAUGAAAAAGGAGGCAAGAUCGCCGCUUUCACUGCUGAGUCAUUGCAGAGUUGCGGCGGGCAGGUCAUUCCCCCCGUGGGCUACUUCCAGCAAGUGGCAGAGCAUGUGCGCAAGGCGGGGGGCGUUUUCAUCGCCGACGAAGUCCAAGUGGGCUUCGGGCGUGUCGGCACCCACUUCUGGGCCUUCCAGCUCCAGGGAGAGGACUUCGUGCCUGACAUUGUCACCAUGGGAAAGCCUAUCGGCAACGGCCACCCCAUGUCAUGUGUGGUCACGACCAAAGAGGUGGCAGAGGCCUUCUUGUUGUCUGGAAUGGAGUAUUUCAAUACGUUUGGCGGCAACCCAGUGUCGUGCGCCAUCGGCCUGGCCGUCCUAGACGUGAUUGUGAAAGAGGAUCUGCAGGGUAAUGCGCUGCGCGUGGGGCGAUACCUGACCAGUCUGCUGGAAAAGCAGAAAGAGAAGCAUCCGCUGGUUGGUGACAUCAGGGGGCGAGGCCUCUUUGUCGGAGUGGAGCUUGUGAGGGACAGGUUGAAGCUCACCCCUGCUACAGCAGAAGCCCAAGAAGUCAUCUAUAAGCUAAAGGAACAGCACAUCCUGCUCAGUGCUGACGGACCUCAUCGCAAUGUGCUCAAAUUUAAGCCCCCCAUGUGCUUCACUACGGAGGACGCUGACCUGGUGGUGGAGAAGAUCGACCAGAUUCUCACAGAACUGGAGGAAGCCGUAGGUUUGAAGCUGCACAACACACUGAAUGUAAAGAAUGACGGCAGCAAAAGAAAGCUGCCAUCUGAUGAAAAUGGACACCAGUGUCACAGUGGGUUAGUACACAACCCAGGAUCUCAACAAACCAAACAAAGCAAACGCCUCAAGACAUAACAGCGCUGCUUCGACACUUUAUCUUAAAUAACUGGUAACAGACACUAAACAUAGGAAACGCUGGGAUACAAAGUGAAGUGCCUUAGCAUGUAACCUAAUGAAAAAUGUUUAUUAAAUUAAUAAUAAUAAUACACUGUCUAUCUAUGAGAUUACAGUGUCUUCUCAGGUAUUAUUUUUUCAAUUACGCUUGAUAAUUAAGACACUUGUUUAGCAUAACAAAGUGUUAUUAUGGUGCAAAACAUAAUAACUCUCAGGUUGUGUAACACUUACCAGAUUACACAACCUAACUAACUGUUCUUAUUUUAAUUUUUGCCAACAUUCACUUGACCGUGAUUUUCAGGGAGUGAUGAUUUUAAUCAAAACGUAUCAUGUCAGAACAAGAAAUGGUGUUGUCAUGUGACUUGAAUAUGAAGAUACAGUCGUGACUGACUGUGAAAACUGCUCAUUGUAUUUGAAAGUGCGGAAUACAGCGACACUUUUUGUCUUGAAUCAAUCUGAAUUGAAUAAAAUACUGUAUGAAAGUACUGUAUGUGAUAUCCAGAGUGCAAAUUCUGGCCCUGACCUCUGCCUUCCAGGAGGAUUUGGCCUGAAUCAAGCACAUGUGGAAUGUACAUGAAAGUGAAAACUAGCUGGACUGUGUGAAGGCCACCAAGCAAAUCUUAAACCAGUCUGCCUCACAAACAUGGACGCUGUUUGACAAGUCAGCGGUGAUUAACUAACGGUCCCAUGUCCCUUAACAGAGGCGGUUUGAUGAUUUUGUUUUACUUCCUGAUUGAAUUAUGCAUUGAUUAAUCUUUUUUUGGCAUGUGUUGUAUCUGUAUAACAUCCGAUGUGCAGAAUUAGGACCUACAGCUGUGGACUGUAUUUCCAGUAUGUACUUGCAUGACAGCAGGUGUGUCAUUACAAGCUCUUAAUUUCCUUUUUGUUAGAUGAUUCCUUGAAUGAGCAUCUUGUGACCAAAAGCUU